UUUUUUUUUUUUUUUUUUUUAUACUGUGUCCUGUUCCAGCUGUUCUUUGCUCAUUCAUGACCUCAGCUGCUCUUUUCCCCUUUGCUCAUCAUUUCAUCCGUCGCCAUUUUCAUCCCGUCUCAGCCUCUUUACUCCGUCUGCCUCCCCUUUUUUCUCCCAUCCUGCGUCCUGAUUCAUCGUGUUUUAGAAAACGUCAGAGAUUAAUGUGGGGAUUAUGCCGUGGAUGGGUUUUAAUGGUUAUGUAAAGGCUGGGCAGCACUAGCUUUCUGGGAUUAGAUGCGUUUGCGUGUUUUGCGGGGUGAGACCAGGGAGCUGGUGGCAGCGGACCCUGGCCGACGAAUCGAUCCUGGCAAGCCGAACUGCGCGUCGCUCUCCUACGAGUUGGGAAUAAAAAGCAGCGUGGAUAUACGUCAGCUGCUGGCCGGCUGAAUGUUGGCUGUUUUUACCCGUGGCAGUGUUGGACGUUUAUCUUUCUAGAAGGCCAGGAAACUUGGCAUUUCCACCAGAGGUCUAUGCUGUGAAAACUGGACGCGUCUCUGGAACCAAACAACUAGAUGUUCUUUUCCAUUAGUUUUGGAAAUCUUUUUGGAUGCUCUACCUGCUUGGUACCCUCUGCAAUAUACUUCUUACCCUGCGAAAGAAUACCUUUAUCUGCUUCUUGCAUCAAUGCUAUAUUUUUCAGUCGGGAUCCGCUCCAACAGCUGCAAUGAUGUUCUGCACGACCUUUCUUUCCGCCCCCUCUGAGGAGCUUCAUUCUGAGGGUGGGGUUGGAGGAGGAGCAGCUCCGGUACCUAGUGGUGGUGGUGGGUUGGGUCCAGGCUGUCUUUCUUCAUUUCACUGCCUGGUUCUCCCUCAGGACGAACUCUGCCCGCCUCUUUCCGUUCGCCCAGAGGAGCGAGCUCGCUGCCCGGCCGGUAAAACGCUCUUAGACGUGGGUUUGAGCGGCUGCCGAGCAGGAGAAUCCAGGCGCGGUUGGGGCGGGGUAGGAGGGCGAGGCGCUCGGUCGGCGUCCCCAUCGCCCCGCCUCACUCCCAAAUGUUUGUCUAAAGAGAGAUCCAGAGGACCCGCGUUGCCCAUGGCUACCAUCGACAUCAAAAACCCAGAAAUCAGCAACACUCACCGUUUUCACAACAACUCUCAGGUGAACAACCUUAUGCACACCUCCUUCCCAAGGCGGAUCAAAAAGGACAAAGUCAAGAGGAAGAAGCUGACCAAGGCCGACAUCGGCACACCCAGCAACUUCCAGCACGUUAAUCACGUAGGAUGGAAUCCAAACACCGGCUUCGACAUGAAUAACCUGGACCCAGAGCUGAAGAACCUGUUUGAUUUGGCCGGCAUCUCCGAGGCUCAGCUGAAGGACAAGGAGACCUCGAAGGCCAUCUACGACUUCAUAGAGAAAAACGGAGGCGUGGAGGCCGUCAAAAACGAGGUACGGAGACAAGGUCCGCCCAGGUGGAGCGCUCCUCCACCACCUCCACCCAGAAGUGGCCCCCCUCCUCCACCCCCACCCCAACAUCACAGCGCUGCUCCUCCACCUCCUCCUCCUCCAUCCCGGGUUACGCGGGGCGCCCCGCCACCUCCUCCCCACUCCAGACCUCCCGUCUCAGCGCCCCCACCUCCGCCCCCAUCCCGACCGGGGAUGCCGCCCCCACCACCCAGCCGAGGCGGCCCCCCGCCCCCGCCAACCCCGGCUCACGCCUCCAUCCCCGUGGCCCCGCCGCCCCCACCACCUCCGCCUUCCUUAGCUCCAUCCAGCAACGGCGCGCCUCCUCCGCCGCCACCUCCCCCGCCUCCCGGACCUCCUCCUCCACCCUCCCUGGACGGAGGGGAGGGCAAGUCUGCGCUGCUGAGUCAGAUCAGAGAGGGAGCCCAGCUGAAGAAGGUGGACCAGAAGGAGAGACCGGUGUCCAGCGGCGGCGGCGGCGGCAGAGACGCACUUCUGGACCAGAUCCGACAGGGAAUCCAACUCAAACCUAGGGAUGAUGCUUCUGAACCGGCGCCUGGUGACGCAGCCCCCACAGCGGGCAUCGUCGGGGCCCUGAUGGCAGCCAUGCAGAAGAGGAGCAAAGCUAUUCACUCUUCGGAUGAUGACGAUGAUGACGAAGAUGAGGAGGACUUUGAGGAAGAUGAUGAAUGGGAUGACGAGUGAACCUUUUUGGGGCUUUUUUUUUUGUUCCCCCAUGACACUAAAAUUUAUCCCAGUCUUUCUAAAUUGAAAUCGUUGACUUUAUAAUUAUAAAUGUUCUAUCAGUUUGCUGUACAUUUUUUGUUGCCUUUAUGCUUUUUUUUUUUUUAUUAAUCUGUGCAAUACCUCAUUUAAUCUAUAAAUGUUUGUCAGUCUAAUCUUAGAGGUUGUUCUUUAUCGCCGUUGGCUGCAUCUGUCUCCUGAUAGGAUCGUUUUUCUUCCUUUUUGUUGCUCUAUGGCUUCGACCUUCUGUAUUCCCAAUUGUGCUGAUCACCAUCAGUUGGCCAUUAUUUUCCUACCUGCUGCCUCCUACCACACGUGACCCAUCUUUGUUCCCAUCUCUUUCUUAAUGUGCAAUUUAAAAUGUCUUCAGCAUUUGAGCUGAAUGUUUGCUACAUAUAUAUCUUUUCAGCGACGGAUGAGAGGACGAACAAGAUAGCGAGAGACUUUGCCACAGAUUCUUAGUUAUUUGUAACAUUGUUAGAAAGGGAGAGACAAAAAAAGUUAUUUUCAUACCCUAUUGUUCUGUAGUUUAUUUUUACAUAUUCAAAUAAUUCUAGUUUAUUGGUCAUAUUUUCUUAAAAAAAAAUUGAGGAAAAAAAGAAGAUGACGGCACUCUUUGGAAAAUUUAGCUCCAUUCACUGUGGACUGUAAAUUUCCUUUAGAUUUUGAGUCUUUAUAUUUUUGCACAGAUUGGAAAAAUGAGACUCGAGGAAGGAAUAUAGAACAUUUUUAAGGUUUACAUCAUAACUUAAAGUACACGUGCUUUAAGUAACAUUGCCGAAUACAUGAGGACGCGAACUGGUAAUCUAUCACUACAAACUGUAAUAACAUUAGCCUACAGUGUUAUGUCUGGCUUUUUUUUUUUUUUAUCUCAGCAACACUACACGUUUAAUUGAACAUCAUCUUUGUUCUUUUCUUCUUUCUUUUUUUUACAGUAGAAACCGGAGUAUUAAUAAAUGCCUGUUGAUUGUAAUCAGGUGAUUCCUCCUGUGACGGUAAAAUAAAGAUAUUUUAGUUUUGCACACUGA
Molecule: messenger RNA, 3216 nt
Organism: Fundulus heteroclitus (mummichog)
Lineage: Eukaryota; Metazoa; Chordata; Actinopteri; Cyprinodontiformes; Fundulidae
Gene: waslb
Product: WASP like actin nucleation promoting factor b
Exons: 8
Coding region: 590-2149 (519 amino acids)
Biological process (GO): actin filament organization
Cellular component (GO): cytoplasm
Molecular function (GO): actin binding; microtubule binding
Source: RefSeq, a predicted model, not a curated record